Messenger RNA from Psammomys obesus (fat sand rat), 276 nucleotides. RefSeq names its product cytochrome c oxidase subunit 6A2, mitochondrial. Gene Ontology annotation, cellular component: mitochondrial inner membrane. NCBI's taxonomy places the organism in Eukaryota, Metazoa, Chordata, Mammalia, Rodentia, Muridae. Gene Ontology annotation, biological process: mitochondrial electron transport, cytochrome c to oxygen. Gene Ontology annotation, molecular function: enzyme regulator activity. The record is from RefSeq and is a predicted model, not a curated record.
GCGAGCCUCCAGGGUUAGGUGAAGGAGAGAGAAAAGGACAGCGCCAUUUCCAGCUUCCCUUCAGCGAUGGCUCUGCCUCUUAAGGUCUUGAGUCGGGGCUUGGCCAGCGCAGCUAAAGGAGACCAUGGAGGGGCAGGAGCCAACACCUGGCGCUUCCUGACCUUUGUGCUGGCUCUGCCCAGCGUGGCCCUCUGCACCUUCAACUGCUGGAUGCACGCUGGCCACCGAGAGCGCCCGGAGUUCAUCCCUUACCACCACCUGCGCAUCCGCACCAAG